GUUUUAGUUUAGUUUAUUCGCGACACUCUAGGGGAGUAGGUGUGCGAAAUAACCGGCUGGUUUUUGUUAAUCUGUCAAUGGCACGAUGAACAAUCAUCGAGUGAAGAAUACAAUGGUGUCGUGUGUGGGAUGAUUCGACGAACCUAACCUCGAAUUCGUGCGGCAGAAGGUUAAGGACCUUAGCAGCUGUGACCCACACCCUCGCUCGUACUGUUGACCCCGAAACGCUGGGGCUAUGGCAAGACUAAAAUAAAAGUGUUUUAAAACUGCAUAGCUAGCCAUGGCUUUGAGUCAUGCUUUAGGUGUUAUUUUGGCGCUUACGUGCGUAACCUGUUACUAUAACAGUUGCUAUUGCGGAUUUGUUUUCGAUGACAUUAGCGCUAUAAAAGACAACCGAGAUCUAAGGCCACAUUCCCCGCUGAUCAACAUUUUUUACAACGAUUUCUGGGGGACACCUAUGCAUAAGGAACAAAGUCACAAAUCGUAUCGUCCACUAUGCGUACUUACGUUUCGAUGGAACUACAUGCUGACACAGCUAGAACCAAUGGGCUACCACCUGGUGAACAUGGUGCUUCACACUGUAGUGUGCUUGAUGUAUUUCAGGAUGUGUGCCAUGUUCCUGCCAGAGUUGGCCAGUUUUGUGGCAGCCAUGCUGUUCGCAGUUCACCCUAUUCACUCUGAAGCAGUAACUGGAGUUGUGGGCAGGGCCGAAACACUUUCAUCUGUAUUUUUUUUGGCCGCUUUCAUUUUGUACACCAAGGCAACCCGCAGCAAAAAAUACGCAGGUUGGCGACAGCUUGUUUUCUCCAUGCUGUCAAUUGCGACGGCAAUGCUAUGCAAAGAGCAAGGAAUCACGGUGGCGGGGGUCUGCGCCACCUAUGAAAUUUUCGUCGCUCAGAAGAUUCGCCUGCCAGAAAUCAAACACGUACUAAAAUCCGCCAUCUCCGUAAAAUCAUCGUACCAAUUGCCGUGGUCGAACAAAGCGACCAAACGUCUGUUAGUCCUUCUAGCGACAACAAUGUCCCUUUUACUGGCGCGCUUGCAAAUUAUGGGCAGUCAGUUGCCGGUUUUCACGAGAUUCGAUAACCCCGCAUCGGUGGCACCAACCCCCACGCGUCAACUCACCUACAACUACUUGAUCGGCGUUAAUUUGUGGCUGCUUUUGUUUCCGUGCGAUUUGUGUUGCGAUUGGACGAUGAGCACCAUACCUUUGGUGGAGUCUUUCUUGGAUACCAGAAAUCUUGGGACGAUUUUUGCGUAUUUUUUCGUGUUUGCGCUGGUUUUUAGAGCGCUGGGAAGCAGCCAUAGGCAUCAGAGUACAGUAUUAAUUAUGAGUUUGGCAUUGAUGGUGUUCCCGUUUAUCCCGGCAUCGAACCUAUUUUUUCCAGUGGGCUUCGUAGUAGCAGAAAGGGUUUUAUACAUGCCAUCUAUGGGAUUUUGCAUGUUAGUAGCCUACGGUUGGCAUGCACUAUACAGAAAAAUCAGCAAGCCGUUGGCAUGUUUUGGUCUUUUGAUAUUGUUGGCAUCCCAUGGUAGUAAGACUUACAUAAGAAACUGGGACUGGGAGAAUGAGUAUUCGAUAUUCAUGUCCGGUUUAAAAGUCAACCAACGAAACGCCAAGUUAUUCAAUAACGUUGGACAUGCUUUAGAGAGUCAAAACAAAUAUCAGGACGCUUUAUUAUUUUUUCAAACAGCCGUAAAAGUUCAAGAAGACGAUAUAGGUGCACAUAUAAACGUCGGUCGUACAUACAAUCAUCUAAAAAUGUUCAAAGAGGCUGAAGAGGCCUACCUAAAAGCCAAAAGCCUGCUACCAAAAGCCAAACCCGGCGAAUCCUACCAAGCUAGAAUCGCACCUAAUCACCUCAACGUAUUUUUAAACCUCGCAAACUUAAUAUCGAAAAAUUCCACCAGGCUAGAAGAGGCCGACAUGCUCUAUAGGCAAGCUAUAAGCAUGAGGGCUGAUUACACCCAGGCUUACAUUAAUAGAGGGGAUAUUUUGAUAAAGUUGAACAGGACCAAAGAAGCUCAGGAGGUGUACGAAAGGGCUUUACUUUACGAUAGCAACAACCCCGAUAUAUAUUAUAAUCUUGGCGUAGUUUUCUUAGAGCAAGGAAAGGCUUCGCAGGCUCUAGCUUAUUUAGAUAAGGCUCUAGAAUUCGACCCCGAGCACGAGGCAGCUCUAUUAAACUCGGCCAUAUUGCUGCAAGAGUUUGGUCGUCCAGAGCUACGUAAAAUAGCUAAAGAUCGCCUUUUAAAACUCCUAGAUAAAGACCCUGAGAAUGAGAGGGUGCAUUUUAACUUGGGGAUGUUAGCGAUGGACGAGAAAAAUAUAGAAGAGGCCGAACAUUGGUUUAGAAGGGCUGUGCAUUUGAAAGCUGACUUUAGAAGUGCCCUAUUUAAUCUGGCUUUACUGCUAGCCGAUGAUCAGCGGCCUCUAGAGGCGGCCCCUUUUUUAAAUCAGCUUGUUAAGUACCAUUCCGAUCAUGUCAAGGGGUUGAUACUGCUAGGGGAUAUUUAUAUUAAUAGCAUUAAGGACCUGGACGCGGCAGAGAAUGCAUACCGCAGGAUACUAGAAUUGGACCCGGAAAACAUACAGGGACUACACAACCUAUGCGUGGUCCACGUAGAACGCGGAAAACUACUAGAAGCAAAAGAAUGCUUGGAAAAAGCCCAUUUACUGGCCCCUGAAGAAGACUACGUUUUGAGGCACUUGCAGAUCGUGACGAAUCGUAUAAACAAAAUGCAAUUGAACCCCCCAGAAAUGGACGUCAAUGCCGAGAAAAGUAAGGUUGUGUCGAAUAAGAGUGCCGACGUUACGGACAAAAAAUCGGAGCCUGUCACGUCGAAGGACUCCGAAGAGCAAAGAUACAGUUCGAGAGUCGUAAAUACGGAGCCUCUAUUCGUGAACAACAUCGAGGACGAAACAAUGAGUUACUAUAACGUUGAAGAUAUGAGCAACAUAGAGCAAAAUACGAGCAAAUGGAGCGAAACAAAUCAGGGGUCGGAUAACGACGACCCAAGCUCCGGGAUGUCUUAGCAUUAAAUUUAAAAUUAUCAAGGUAUAAUUAAAUUUUUCUACUUAUCUAAGGACUUAAAUGCGAGCCAUUAGGUGUAGUGUUCAUUCUGUGAUAUUCAGAAUUAAUUAUCUGAAUCUAUUUUUAUCCUAAAUUAUUGCAUGCAACCCAACAAACACAAUCAGUUUCAGUUUUGUAUUAAUACUACUAUCAAAAGUGACUUGUACAUAGUAAAGUGUAAGAUGGUUUGGCCCUAUCGUUUUAGGUACCAAAAUUUCUAAAAGUUGGUCAAAAUGGAAUUAAAAAUCCUUGUACUAAAAGAUCUUGAUAAAAGACCUAAAACGACUGGGCUGUAUGGUCUAGGUCAAAAAUAUUAAAUAAAUAUUGUCUUCCUAGCGUUUGUCAAAUAUUUUAAGAGAAAAAAAUAAACAAAUUAUUUUUGUAAAGUAGUAGUCAGUGAAGAGGAUCUGUUGCGUCAAAAUUGAUUUUCGCUGAAUAUUUAAAAGUUUUAAUUAAAUUUUGGAAUACAUGCAUUUUUGGCCUGGACCUGAAAGAUUUUUUUAUUUGUGAUCUAAUUGUGAUGAUUGAAUUUUUAGCAUUUACUUUAUUAUUAACAUUAUUUGCGUUCCUACAAAGAUUUUUAAUUAACACGGCGUAAAUGUUCGGACCACAUUUUAGGCCUACAAAAUAUACAUCACGUAUACUUUUCUACUGAAGAAUCUAACGAAUAGAGUCCGGAUAUUUACGCGAUGAGGACAAUUACAAUAAUUUCGAAUAUCUGUAAUAUUGAUUAGUAAAUAUUGUGCUACUAAUAUAAUCAAUAAUAUAAAUGUAUUGGUGUAAGGCUUGUUAGCCUCAUAGUUUAGACGUUUCUAUUUAUUAUCCACGUGGCCAAAAUACUACAUAGAUCUGUUUAGCACUUACUUAAUCUCAAUUUUUUUGCAAAAAUUAGCUACCGAUUUUGCAAUUUUAAACAUUUCUGUAAAAUCAGAAUUUAAAUUGCAUUUAUUGUUCUCAAAAUGUCUAGAACAAUUCCUUCCACUUAAGGAUCCUUGGAGUAAACGGUUUUAAAGUUUUAAGAUAUUUCAAGGUUUAAAUGCAAUUAAAAUAAUUUUUAAGCUUUUUAAAGAUGUUUAAUAUUGUACUUUAGUAGAAAUGUUUUAAUAUAGCAAAAAAAACAUGGAAAUGCAAUUUUUGCAUUAAAAAACUUCGGUGUUAUUUUUUUAAUGAAUUUUUCGAUAAGCAGCUAUGUGGAUGGAAAUUUCUGACGAUUUUGAUUUUUUCCAUUUUGUAAAGGUGCCUUGGAAAACUUGAAUUAAGGCAAAUGAUUUUGUAAUAUAGAUAAUAUAAAUAUUUUUCUAUGUUGUCAAACUGUUCAUAGAUUAUAUUUAGAUAAUAAGUCUAAAAAAACAUGUAAAUCUAUUGUGAGAGGUAUAUUUAUCCUAUAUGACUGAGUUUUGUGUAUUUUCUUUCAAAAUUUCUAAAGUUGUUACCCCAUAUACACCUUUUAUAAUAAAAACAAAGAGUUGUCGU
Brassicogethes aeneus is the source of this 4547-nucleotide messenger RNA. NCBI's taxonomy places the organism in Eukaryota, Metazoa, Arthropoda, Insecta, Coleoptera, Nitidulidae. The record is from the annotation of a GenBank genome assembly.